Molecule: messenger RNA, 2075 nt
Organism: Leopardus geoffroyi (Geoffroy's cat)
Lineage: Eukaryota; Metazoa; Chordata; Mammalia; Carnivora; Felidae
Gene: SPNS3
Product: sphingolipid transporter 3 (putative)
Exons: 12
Coding region: 266-2056 (596 amino acids)
Biological process (GO): transmembrane transport
Cellular component (GO): membrane
Molecular function (GO): transmembrane transporter activity
Source: RefSeq, a predicted model, not a curated record
CUCACUUCCUCACUGCGGCCACCGAAGCUGCAGGCCGGGUCAAGGGACCAUAACGUCCCGUCCGCCAGGGUGGGUCCCUCGCGGGCCUCAGAGUCUGGGGUGGUGAAACCUCACCAGCGAGGCCGCAGGGGGCUCAGGAGGAACCUGUGCAGUUGGGGCUGCUGUUCUGAGGUCAGGACGCUGGGAAACCACAGGAAGUGAGUCGGUGCAGAGCUGAUGCGCCUUCGUCCCGGGACAGGAGCUGCAGGCCGGUGAGGCUGGGGCCAUGUCCGCGGAGUGCGGGGAGCCCGGGCCGGAGGGGCCUCAGGGGCCGUCCCCGCGGCCAGGCGGUCUCCCCGGGGCCUCGGGCUUGGGACAGUGCCCCCCUCGGACCACACCCGCCCCCUGGAGCCUGCCCCUCUGGAGAGCUCACGCGGCCGCCGCGGUGCUGUGCUAUGUCAACCUCCUGAACUACAUGCACUGGUUCAUCAUCCCAGGAGUGCUGCUGGACGUACAGAAGUUUUUUGAGAUCAGUGAUAGCUGUGCUGGUUUGCUUCAGACAGUCUUCAUAGGUUGCCUGCUGCUGUCUGCACCUGUGUUUGGCUACCUGGGCGACCGACACAGCCGCAAAGCGACGCUGAGCAUUGGGAUCGUGCUCUGGUCAGGGGCGGGCCUCUCCAGCUCCUUCAUUUCCCCCCAGUAUUCCUGGCUGUUCUUCCUGUCCCGGGGAGUCGUGGGCACCGGCUCCGCCAGCUACUCCACCAUCGCGCCCACCAUUCUGGGCGACCUCUUUGUGAGGGACCAGCGGACCCGGAUGCUGGCCAUCUUCUACAUCUUUAUCCCUGUCGGAAGUGGUCUGGGUUACAUGCUGGGCUCGGCCGUGUUGCAGCUGACCGGGAACUGGCGCUGGGCCCUCCGAGUCAUGCCCUGCCUGGAAGCUGUAGCCUUGGUCCUGCUUAUCGUGCUGGUUCCAGACCCUCCCCGGGGAGCUGCUGAGAAGCAGGAGGAGGUGGCCAUGGGGGGCCCGAGGAGCAGCUGGUGGGAGGACGUCAGAUACCUGGGGAGGAACUGGAGCUUUGUGUGGUCCACCCUUGGGGUGACUGCCAUCGCCUUUGUGACUGGAGCUCUGGGCUUCUGGGCCCCCAAAUUUCUGUUCGAGGCCCGUGUGGUGCAUGGACUGCAGCGUCCUUGCCUCCAGGAGCCGUGCAACAGCCAGGACAGCCUGAUUUUUGGGGCGCUGACUGUCGUGACGGGCAUCAUUGGAGUUGUCCUGGGGGCAGAAGCUUCCAGGAGGUACAAGAAAGUCAACCCUCGGGCCGAGCCCCUCCUCUGCGCCGGCAGCCUUCUGAUCGCAGCCCCCUGCCUCUACCUGGCUCUCACCCUGGCCCCGACCGCGUUCCUGGCCUCCUAUGUAAGUGCUCCUGGCCCUCGGGGAGCUGCUUCUGUCCUGCAACUGGGCGGUGGUUGCCGACAUCCUGCUGUCCGUGGUGGUGCCCAGGUGCCGGGGGACAGCAGAGGCUUUGCAGAUCACAGUGGGCCACAUCCUGGGGGACGCCAGCAGCCCUUACCUUACUGGACUGGUGUCCAGCACCCUGAGGGCCGGGCGCCCAGACUCCUACCUGCAGGCCUUCCUCAGCCUCCAGCAGAGUUUCCUGUGCUGUGCAUUUGUCAUUGCCCUGGGCGGGGGCUGCUUCCUGCUGACGGCGCUGCGCCUGGAGUGGGACCAGGCCCGGGCCCGGGCGCCUGGCACAGGGACCCCGGACAGCGAGGACACGGAGAGGCGAGCCCUGCUUUCUGGCGCGGGCGCCGCCACAGAGGACCCCUGAGGCCCCCGCCCUCCUGCCCGCCUCCCUGCACCCCUCCCGCUGGCCGCUGCAGCAUCAGGGCCCUGUCCCCCUCUGGCUGUGGCUCAGGGCCCCCAGCCGAGCUGCACCUGUCAUUUCUUCCCUCCCAGCCAGAGAGCUGGCAGGGCCUGUGGCGGGAAUUGAGCUGUCAGCGCCUUCGGCGGGAGGCCUGGGCCUGCGCCCGCCCAACCCCGGGUCCUCAGCCCGGUUGGUUGCCUGUGGGCCCCGAUUAAAAGUGGAUUUCAGGCCUUU